UCCGCUAACAUUUUCACAAUAAAACAUUUGUUUGUCAUUUACUGAUUACUAAAAAGCAUUUAUAUCGUUGAUCAUACAUAAUUGCAAUAUUUUUGGCGCGAACUCCAUUCAGCGCGUGGCCUGUGUCCGCUGAGUGAAGUUAAAACAUGAACUGCUGCUCUGUUCAGAAAAUAAAGAAAUCUUUGCUUACUACAUUAAAUUUCCCUUAUAGUCAUAAACUAUGAGAUGAUUAUCGUGAGAAGUAUUUUUUACCUCAUGAAAUUUAAAUAUAAUGAAAGAAUCCACGAGGUUAAUUUACACGUACACGGCACUGUAUCUCAUCUGUUUAAAAGUGUGAACACUAAAUACAGCCUGUCACACCGGACUUCAAUAGUAAUGCUCGGUUCUGGUGCCCAUCUGGCACUGUGCUCUCGGUCCAAUGGAAGGCUCUGGGCAGCAGUGGACCCGUCAGCCAGCUGGAUCUGUUUGGGUUAUAGUGCCAGAGAUGAAGCUGAUGUCUGUGAGUUUCAAGGUCAAAGGUUAAAUAGUGAUGGGGAUAUUCUGAAUACUCAAGAGGGUCUAACAUCUUACGACUGUAACCAGUGCCAUCAUAUUUCACCCUCAGAUAUCUUCGGGGUACAAUUGAGGGAAGUUAUCAGCGACUCCUCACGUUUAAAUGACAGGAGCAACUGUGAGAUGCAGUUUAAGAGCUUCUUCCAGGCAGAUGUCCAAAGCAUUUGUGAUGUUACAAGGCCCGACGAAUGUCCUUUAUGCUUCAUCUUUUGCUGCAGUUUGACUGUUCGAGAGACAUCAAGGUGAGAAGAAACCAGAAGACAGUCUGAGAACAGAAAUGGGAGUAAGGCUGUCAAAAAAUGCGGUGGACGUAGAGGCGAUGACAUCCGGACGAAAGAGUGCGGGUCAGGAGGAAAAUCUUCCGACGGUCGAACGUAUCAGGAAACACGCCGUCACCCACUUCGGCUACAGCGUCCUCAUCUUGGCUCGCAGGGGUAUGGUGGAUCUUCCGGAGGAAUUAUGGGAACUGACAGAACUGCAAAAACUCAACUUGUCGCUCAACGUCCUGCGAUCCAUACCCUCUUCUCUGGGUCUCCUUCAAAACCUGGUGGUGCUAAAUCUUUGGGGGAACCAGUUGACCAGCUUGCCUUCUGAAAUCGGUCAGCUCAGGAACUUAAAGGUCCUCUUUGCGUAUCGCAACCGACUAAGCGAAGUUCCUGAGGAACUGGGCCGCUGCACCAAACUGGAGGUGUUGAGUCUCGCCAACAACCAGCUCGCCGGACUCCCAGCGUCCCUGUCGGCCCUCGCCGGACUGAAGAAGCUCAACCUGAGCCACAAUCGCAUAACGCUCAUCCCGGGGUGCGUCUACACCAUGAAGAACCUGGUGUUUUUGGAGCUGGCUUGCAACAGACUCGAAAACAUCGCAGAUCAGAUUCAGGCACUUGCUAAUUUAAAAAUCCUUAUCGUCGAGGGCAACUGCAUUCAUUCGCUUCCCAAGAUGCUCUGCUGUCUGACCAAGUUGGAGCUGCUGAAUGUGGACUUUAAUGAUCUUCAGAACGUGCCUGUGGAGAUGCAUCAGCUGAGAGGUCUGGAGAGGUUAGCCUGCCAUCCGCUGGACAAAGGUCUUCACAUCAAACACAAUCCUCUGCUGAAGCCUAUUAAAGAUGUUCUGGACGGAGGUCUCCAGGCGCUUUACAGCUAUCUGAAGGCUACAUGAAACAAUUCAUGUCUGGAAACUUAAUGGAUGUUGAUCGUCUCUGAGAGAUGUAGCUUUGAUACUUCACACAUAGAGACUAAAUCAGAAUGAUGUGAUUCAUGUCUCUGUAUCUGCUGUGUUUUCUUGUUGAUAGAAAACAUAGAAUUAUUUAUUCAAAGUAGUAACAUAAAUAACAUAAAUAUUAAGUAAGUAAAAUCAACCUUUUGAGCAUACCAGUAGUUACAAAUUACAAAAUAAGAGGAUAAACACAAUGUUGAACAAAUUAUAAUAAAAUUGAAAAAAAGAAUAAUAUAAACAUCACAAAACACUAUAAAAGAGGCUUAUUCAAGAUUUUUUAUUAUUUAUUAUUAAGUCAAAGCCCAACUUUAAUAAAUGUAAUGAAUAAAAAACUUUGACAGAUCAAGAAAUUGAAAAGCAAAUGUAAAUCCUUGUUUUCCAAAAAGAUAACAUCUCUGCAAAAUGGCUGUAUCAUUUCACAAAAAACA
Messenger RNA from Misgurnus anguillicaudatus (oriental weatherfish), 2193 nucleotides. RefSeq names its product leucine rich repeat containing 30a (gene lrrc30a). Lineage: Eukaryota; Metazoa; Chordata; Actinopteri; Cypriniformes; Cobitidae. Gene Ontology annotation, molecular function: protein binding. The record is from RefSeq and is a predicted model, not a curated record. Gene Ontology annotation, cellular component: cytoplasm.